Molecule: messenger RNA, 2723 nt
Organism: Daphnia pulex (common water flea)
Lineage: Eukaryota; Metazoa; Arthropoda; Branchiopoda; Diplostraca; Daphniidae
Product: potassium channel subfamily K member 1-like
Exons: 5
Coding region: 444-1643 (399 amino acids)
Biological process (GO): stabilization of membrane potential; potassium ion transmembrane transport
Cellular component (GO): membrane
Molecular function (GO): potassium ion leak channel activity
Source: RefSeq, a predicted model, not a curated record
UAACGCACGCUUGAAAAAAAAAGAACACUAACAACAACACAAAUCCCUUUUUGCCUCGUAAGGAGUUUAAUUAGAUCGAAUUGGAUCUCUUCAGUGAGUCACUCUGUUUCGACUAACAUUCCCCUGUGAACUCGAUAGAUACAAGAUCCUCUCGUUCUGGAAUAUCAACAAAGUGAUAACAGUACUUUUGUUUUAAUAUCCAUCGAUAUCUAAAGGAAGUGGUUUAAAUAGUUCCGCUCUUUUGUGCCAGGGUAGGGCGUUAGAUAAGUGGACGUAUGAAAACACUUUUAAGUCUUCUUUAAGGAGGCAAGUCAAAGUAAGGAAUUAGUGAACAAGCUGCAGCCAAGGCUGUCAGUCGUGCCCAACAGCAGUUGCUGAUCUAACUGUGCUUAUAUGUUUUUAUUCAUCGAACACAAUACUGUUUGUGCUUUAUUGCCAUUGUGAUGGUUCAGCUCCACCCAUCUGAAAUAACUAUGGCCCACAAUGUUGCUCAAAGACGGUCGGACGACCGCCUGCCUUUACUGUCGAAUAAUGGUCGUUUUCGUGAGUCGCCACUUCGACACCUGUGGCUAGGCCUCCAACGCAGCUCCUGGUUCCUGAUCGCCUUUCUCGCCGUCUUCAUAACGUACCUAUCUCUCGGUGCCUUAGUCUUUAGUUCCAUGGAGCAGCCCCUCAAUCGCCAGUACCGUCUAGAUAUACGCAAUCGCGUCGAAAAAUUUCUCUUCAAAUAUCCAUUGAUUCCAGAACAAGAAUUAGACGCAUUGUUAAUGGAUGUUGUCCAAGCGACAAAUCGUGGAGUAGCUGUGACUCGAAACGUCUCUUCCGAACCCAACUGGAGCUUUGGCCAGUCCUUCUUUUUCGCUGGAACUGUUGUCACGACUAUCGGUUAUGGACAUGUAACGCCCCUAUCUGAGGGAGGCAAAAUAUUCUGCAUCGUGUACGCAUUGAUCGGUAUCCCUAUGACGUUGAUGCUCUUGACAGCCCUGGUGGACCGACUUAUGGUUCCUAGUACCUGGUUGCUACGCUACCUCAAUGCCAAACUAGGCCAUCUAUACCAGCCGUUCAACAUUCGCGUCUUCCAUCUUCUAGUCAUCGCCACUGUCCUAGUCGUUUUCUUCUUUCUGGUUCCGGCUGGAGUUUUCAACGUUUUGGAACCCGACUGGAAUUAUCUCGACUCCAUUUAUUAUUGUUUUAUUUCUCUCACGACGAUUGGAUUGGGUGAUUAUAUCCCGGGUGAUUCGCCCAAUCAGCCACUCAGACCACUUUACAAAAUCGGAACCACCGUCUACCUUUUAAUUGGUUUGGUCUUCAUGGUACUAACGCUGACCGUAUUUUACGAAAUCCCCCAACUCAACGUCGGUUCCGUAUUUCUCCUGAAAUCCGAUGAAUAUUUGGCAAAUGCGUCAACUUACGAUUCGGAAAAGGCACGGAUUCAGGGCGGCCCUUCUCUCGGCGGAGUGAUGCCCUCGUCACUGGGCUCCAGCACAACCUCGGCCGUGCCAUUCGGUAGCUAUGGGGCCGGGUAUGGUGCAACUGAAGAAGAAUCAGGUCGACCCAGCCGUCAGAUAGUUCGUGUUAAAUCACGCCGAGAAGAGGACUCUCCUAGUCCCGAAGACACAACCCCUGUUCACGCACGACCUUAAAGAUGAAAUUUCAUUUGAAAACCCAGGACCUAAUUCCCAAUUCCUAUUUCUCCUGUUGUUUCGUUUAUUUGUUUCUUCGUUUUUCCUUUCCUAUUUGUCGACUAAUUUUUCUUAGUUUCUUUUACAGUAGAAGUAAGGCGCGAAAGAUUAACUGCACUAUCUUCAAAUAUCAAACACUCCCAUGUUUCCGCGAAAUUUACACUCCCCAUUUUUUCAUUUAAGAAUAGGCCCACAUCCUGGUGGUGAUAUGAUAAUCUCUAUUUUUAUCGAGUGCGAAGAAUUGGAAAAAAAAACUAAAAGAAAAUUGAUCUCGGAGUACUCGUCAAGAUGUUGGCGACACGCAUCUUUUAAUAUUUUAAAAAAAAAGUAUCGUAUUGAAAAGGAAGUAAGACGUACUUUUUAAUUUUCAAAUCAUUUGAAGAUUUUCAAAAUAACAACACUACAACCUCGAAAUAAAAAUUUAAAAAAUUUCAGUUUCUAAUGUGCACCAAGUCCGCGAGGGCGAUCUCUCUGUUUUAAAAUAUUUCUUUAGACUGAUGACAUUUCACGCGUUACACAAGCAAAAAAAAAACACCAGGAAAACAAACGAGACAUGAAAGAUUUGUACUGGAGGGAGAAAAAUCUUUGUAUUUCUUCCUAUUUGAAACUUAGACAAAUUUCUCAAUUUUAGAGAUUUUGUUUCGAAAUCCAACUUGCAAAUGGCAGACUUUUUGGUGUGUGUGUUUUUAUCUCUCGCACAAAAGUCAUAAAAAUCGGGAAAAAAGACAAAAAAAACAACAUUCGGAAUGGAUAUAAUGUUGAUCGUGCUUUCGAUGUCUCUCAUCUUUUAUCUCCUUUCUCUCGUUCCAAAAUCAAAGUGGUCUUCUUCUUUCUUUUUUAUUUUUUUCCUUCAUCUUUUAAUGUCAUAUCUCCAUGUCGAUUCUCUUUUACUUAUGGAUCGGCUUUUGUCAAAACAAAAGAGCGCAACCCGUUUGAUAUGAUUAGAAUUUUCUCGGAAAAACUCAUGUCGAUAUUACACGUUAACUGUGUGUUGUCAAUGGCUCCUUCUAAUAUUCUACAGAGAUAAUACAUUAAUGUUAC